This is a messenger RNA of Pundamilia nyererei, 1520 nucleotides long. It is a transcript of the gene emp2, whose product is annotated as epithelial membrane protein 2. The transcript is spliced from 4 exons. Gene Ontology annotation, cellular component: plasma membrane. NCBI's taxonomy places the organism in Eukaryota, Metazoa, Chordata, Actinopteri, Cichliformes, Cichlidae. The record is from RefSeq and is a predicted model, not a curated record. Bases 217 to 711 code for a protein of 164 amino acids.
GUUCUUUUCAUGUGAGCGGCCUUGAUCCAUUCCUCACUAUCAGUCUGCAACCCCGCCUGUCUGACAGCCAGCAUAAACAUACAGAAGUGGUUCCACCAAAACUGACAAUCAGCCAGUGGGAGAAACAAACAGCGAGGGGAAACGGCCUGCAGGGUAUUUAACCAGUUUGACCGACAGGUGACAAAAAGCAGAUAGAAGUUAGACGGAAGGGCAGUCAUGUUGAUCGUCUUAGCUUUCAUCAUACUCUUUCAUCUGGCUGCAGCCAUCCUGCUCUUCGUUGCCACCAUUCACAAUGCGUGGUGGGUGGUAUCAAGACCUGGCAUUAACAUUAUUAGUGACUUAUGGUACGCAUGUAACACCACUUGCGAAUCGAUUGAGGACAGUCACACUGUGAAUGCAGCUUAUCUGCAGGCAGUCCAGGCUACCAUGAUCCUUGCCACUAUAUUGUGUUGCGUCAGCUUCUUCGUCUUCAUCCUUCAGCUCUUCAGGAUCAAACAGGGAGAGCGAUUCAUUUUCACAGCCAUUAUCCAGAUAUUGGCAUCUUUAUGUGUGAUGAUCGCGGUGUCCAUCUACACGGCCGAGAACAAAAGCUUUCAUAAGCAUGACCUUCAGGAAGGCUCAUUCGGCUCCUCUUAUGUUGUGGCGUGGAUCAGCUUCCCCAUGACUCUCAUCAGUGGCCUCGUGUACCUGGUGCUCAGGAAACGCAAAUAGACAUAAUAGGCUUAUAUAAACAAUAUUCAAAUUCUAUAAAUGGAAACUUGAACAUAUGAGUACAAACAAACAAUUUUUCUCAUCUAACAUUCUUUUUUUAACCCUUGUUUUUUAUUUUCUAUUGGAAUCUGCUUCAAAUUCUGCAUCAUUUCAAAUCACAGGUGCAAAUCUAGAAAACAUUUAGUACUUUUUUGGUCCAUCUUAUGCAUGAGCUUCUUGUUCCUGAUGGUACAUUGUUCUUACUGAGUGUGGCAAAGAUGACUCUUCGGAUUCAAGUCCUUUAGAGACAUGGCAGUCCAAUUUUUCCCCUGCUUACGUCUGUGGUAGCCACUGCAGUAUGUUUCUGCAAUUAUCUAAGGCGAGAAGUGCACCGUGAUUCACAUUUGAUCUGCAGUGCCUUGUUUAAACAGUGUAACCUUACCUUUGCCAGCAUGGCACACUGUGCUGGCUAGCUCCAUUUGCAUAAGGUCAAAUCAGCUCGAUGCAAAUGCACACCACAAGAGCCUAGGUGACUUCAUCACCCAUCCACUGCUCUGCAUAGACAAGGCUCCAGAGGACCCUUGCUGCAUUUUGUGAGAACUUACCUUCACCUUCCUCCCUUUCCCUUGGCAAAAACACAGGAAGAGAGCUCUGCUUUGUCUCCCCCUGUUGUGUCGCUGUCUCCUGCUUUCCACCAACUCCAGUCACAGGACUAUUUUAUCCAAAAGGAUAAUAGUGGAAGAAGGAAAAAGUGUGGAGGCUUGUCUGACAUCUCCUAGACUUGCUAAAGGCUUUUUUAUUUUUGUGAAUCUAUAGUUGACAGACUUUAU